Messenger RNA from Periophthalmus magnuspinnatus, 2042 nucleotides. RefSeq names its product family with sequence similarity 118 member B (gene siral1). The record is from RefSeq and is a predicted model, not a curated record. NCBI's taxonomy places the organism in Eukaryota, Metazoa, Chordata, Actinopteri, Gobiiformes, Gobiidae. Bases 118 to 1245 code for a protein of 375 amino acids. The transcript is spliced from 8 exons.
CACGCGGCCACUUCAGCAACAGCUCCUCAAAAGUUCAAGCUGCUUCGUGAAUGUUUGGGACUCUGAGCAGCUCUGCAGAGGCGUACAGGUCUACAGCAGGACUUUUGAAGGAGCUGAAUGGCCUCUGUUAUAGCAGUGAAAACUGAGAAGCGACCUGCUGCUGACUCUCAAGAUGCAGACUCCAAUGCAAAGAAGCCCAGGAAACUUCUGCCCAGCCUGAAGACCAAGCGCGCCCCUGAGCUGGUACUGGUGAUUGGGACGGGGGUGAGCUCUGCAGUGGCCCCACAGGUCCCAGCUCUGCGCUCCUGGAAGGGCCUCAUCCAGGCUCUGUUGGAUGCAGCCAAUGACUUUGACCUGCUGGAGGAGGAGGAGAGCCGGCGCUUUCAGAAGCACAUGCAGGAGGACAAGAAUCUGGUGCAUGUGGCCCAUGACCUCAUUCAGAAACUUUCUCCAAGAACAGGCAAUGUACGAUCCACGUUCUUCAAAGACUGUCUGUAUGAAGUGUUUGAUGACUUGGAGUGCAAAAUGGAGAAUGCUGGGAAACACCUCCUGCGCUCUGUGCUGCAGCUGAUGGAGAGCGGAGCGCUGGUCCUCACCACAAACUUUGAUAAUCUGCUGGAGAUCUAUGCCGCUCACCAGGGCACCAAGCUGGAGUCUCUGGACCUCACAGAUGAGAAGAAGGUGUUGGAGUGGGCUCAGGAGAAACGAAGAUUGAGUGUUUUACAUAUCCAUGGCGUGUACACCAACCCCAGUGGUAUAGUGCUGCACCCUGCUGGCUACCAGAAUGUACUACGGAACACUGAGGUUAUGAGAGAGAUCCAGAAGUUGUAUGAGACCAAAUCUUUUGUGUUUCUGGGCUGUGGGCGGACAGUGGACGACACUACAUUUCAGGCCCUUUUUUUGGAGGCGGUCAAACACAAGUCGGACCUGGAGCACUUCAUGCUGGUGAGGAGAGAGGAUGUGGGAGAGUUUAAGAAACUACGGGACAACAUGUUGGACAAGGGAAUCAAGGUCAUCUCAUACGGAGAUGAAUACGCCGAUCUGCCAGAGUACUUUGAAAGGCUGGCCAAUGAAAUCUGCAACAGGGAUGUAGCUACCAAUGGCUGCGGUUCUCCUUCACAAAAUGAGGAGGAACUACAGAACGGCAUCACCACACAGAAAAACCUCUUUCAAGACAUCACUCUUGACAGGCAAACUAUUGGAAUCACUGUCAAUCAUUCUCCCCCACAGCUCCAUCCAGUCUAAGCUACUUGGACUAAGAUUCUGGCCACAUUCACACUUGGAAAUCCAGGAACCUUUGACGAUAUGGGCAAAAAAGACAUUCAGAAUUGUGCUUUAUAGGCUUUCAUUUGAAGGGAAAGUGAAAGUGUCAAAAUCAGUGUAUACUUUUGUUUACAGAUAAAAUAUGUUGCAUACAUUUUUGUAGGGCUGUACUCAUUUAAAACAAAUUCUUGGUUCACUAAAGACAUGUUCUGUGCUUUUAAUUAGUAGUUUUAAAGUGGGCAUGUCAUGAGCUCACAAAACUAUUCAGCAUUUCUUUGAUCUGACCCAAAAUGCACUUACAAAACCCAAUAAUAACCCACUGUAUAGUAGAGAAGUACCAGUAAAUUGUGAGUACAUUUACAUGGCCAGUAAAAAUCAGAUAACUACAAUAAUCAGAUAACCCAAACGAAUAAAAAUGUUGCCUGACGAAGACUCCAUUGAUUAACAGAUAAUUGACAAAACGAUUAAAAAAAAAGCCUUAGCCCUCCAUUUUUAAAGACGGUCCGUGACUUGAACUUUUGUGUAUGAAUUUGAACAUGUAUAAACUGAAGUAUUAAGAAGCAGUUUUAUCAAACAUCCUCAGUGUAUGUUGUAUUCAUUCCUUCACUUAACCCUGAAGCAUUAAAGCUGUCCACGCACAGAUUUAGGGGCAGGAAAUAAGCCUUUGUCAAGUCACAAAGAAAGAAUGCUCAUGGGUUUUCAGUAGCAAAUAUUUUUCACUGCUGUUAUAAAACUGUAAUUGAUUUUGUAUUUUGAUAAUAAAAAUUUACAAAUAAAAA